UUGUAACUUCCUACUCCCAUCUACACAACUUAUUUCGGCUCUUAGCUUAGUGUCGUCUGCAAACUUGGACAUAAAACUUCCCAAGUUUAACUUCAUCCAAGUAAUGUUUAUAUAAUAUAUAAUAUGGCCAAUAGCUGGGGUCCCAGUACAGACCCUUGGAGGAUACCACUUGUCACAUCCCGCCAAUUAGAGAACAUCCCUUUAUCCCUUCUCUUGUUUCCUGCCUCCCAACCAAUUACAGAGUCAUGUCACAAGGUUACCUUCGACUCCAUGCGCUUCCAUUUUCACUAAUAAUCUUUUGUGUGGAACCUUAUUAAAUGCCUUCUGAAAAUCCAUAUAAAUGAUAUCCAUGGGCACUCUCUGAUCUAUCAUUUUAGUGACCUCCUCAAAAAAAUCAACUAGAUUAGUCAGACAAGCUGCCUUUCACAAACACAUGCUGACUCUCUUUGACGAGCUCAUUACCUGUCCAAGUGUUCAGUCACUGAUGAUGGAUUCGAGUAUUUUCCCAACAACUGAUGUUAAACUGACAGGAUUUUUACAAUUGGCCAGAUGAAUCUCUUGACGAGAUGGACAGUACGUUGGCGGUACAGCAGUACAUUCAGCAAAGCAUAAGGGACGAUGCAUCCGACAUUGAGAAAAUCUUGGAGCCCCCUGAUGGCCAGGACGAGGGGGUCUGGAAAUAUGAACAUCUUCGGCAGUUCUGCCUUGAAUUGAAUGACUUGGCUGUGAAGCUGCAGAGCGAAUGCCACUCAGACACAUGCACCCAAAUGACAGCCACGGAGCAGUGGAUUUUCCUGUGUGCUGCUCACAAGACUCCAAAGGAGUGUCCUGCCAUUGAUUACACCAGGCACACACUAGAUGGUGCAGCCUGCCUGCUAAACAGUAACAAGUACUUUCCCAGCAGAGUCAGCAUCAAAGAGUCGUCCGUGGCCAAGCUGGGCUCGGUGUGCCGUAGAAUCUACCGGAUAUUCUCCCACGCCUAUUUCCACCACCGCCAGAUCUUCGAUGAUUACGAGAACGAAACCUUCUUGUGUCACCGUUUCACCAAGUUUGUCAUCAAGUACAGCCUGAUGUCCAAGGAUAACCUGAUCGUGCCCAUCCUGGAGGAGGAGGUGCAGAACGCCACAGCGGGGGAGAGUGAGGCCUGAGAGAAAGCCAGGCCUCCCCAACACCCACUGCUGCAGACUAAGUUUACAAACAUCGGGUGUCGUGUCUUGUCCCAACUUCCUGCUGUAGUAAGGUAGAGAUCAAAGUGUGAUCAGAUUAAACGGGGUAACUCUGAGCUAGAGAGGGGUUGUGAUGAUUGUGUCCUUGCCAUCUUCCAUAUCUUGUUUGGGGAACGUGUGUGGUGUAUAUUUAGGAGGUUCUCCUCCCCACUUCUUUAACCCCCUCCUCCACCCUGAUUUCCCCUGACGCCCUGACACACGCUGGGUUACCUUAUCUCCUAACGUGUGCACAUCUUUUAAUAGUAUAUUUAAUGUUAACAUCAGCCAGUUGCUAUUAGAAUUGUCUGUUAGUUCCAAGGUGAUCCAGAAUUAAAGAUGGGUUUAUUUUGA
Molecule: messenger RNA, 1556 nt
Organism: Callorhinchus milii (elephant shark)
Lineage: Eukaryota; Metazoa; Chordata; Chondrichthyes; Chimaeriformes; Callorhinchidae
Gene: mob4
Product: MOB family member 4, phocein
Exons: 8
Coding region: 567-1148 (193 amino acids)
Cellular component (GO): cytoplasm
Source: RefSeq, a predicted model, not a curated record